CUGGAGACCAGUGUGGAGCACAUCCAGCAGCUGGCGGUCAAGGUCUGCAGGACGCUGAAGCUGGCGCCCCCUGAGAUCUGUCAGGAGAUCAUCCGCCUCUUUGGACAAGACCUGGUGACCGCCUGGGUCCGCUCCGUCCUGCGCCCGGCUGAGAUCUGCGGCCUGCUGGUGGGCGCCCGGUGCGGCCACUGGGACAUCUACUCCAACUGGAACGUCACCCUGCCCAAGACCCCCAAGCCUCCUGUGCGGCCCCCAGUGCCCCCUCCGCCCGGCGCCCCCACGGCCCGCCUGCUUUUCCUGACGGACCUGCACUGGGACCGGCAGUACACCCCGGGCAGCGACCCCGACUGCAGAGACCCCCUCUGCUGCCGUGGGGGGGAGCCGCAGGGCCCCGGGGCCGGCUACUGGGGCUCCUACAGCAAAUGCGACCUGCCCCUCCACACCCUGGAGAACCUGCUGCAGCACUUGGCCUCCACGGGGCCCUUCGAUGCCGCUUACUGGACGGGCGACAUCCCGGCUCACAACGUCUGGCAGCAGACGCGCCAGGACCAGCUGCACGCCCUCACCACCGUCACCAGCCUCAUCCAGAAGUACCUGGGGCCGCUGCCCGUCUACCCGGCGGUGGGCAACCACGAGUCGGUGCCCGUCAAUGCCUUCCCCCCGCCCAACAUGCCUGGAAACCAGUCCUCCGCCUGGCUGUACGACGCCAUGGCCGACGCCUGGCAGCAGUGGCUGCCCCCCGAAGCCCUGCAGACCCUGAGGCUGGGGGGCUUCUAUACCCUCCCCAUCUGGCGGGGCCUCCGCCUGGUUUCCCUCAACAUGAACUUCUGCUCCGAGGCCAACUUCUGGCUCCUGAUCAACUCCACCGACCCGGCCGGGCAGCUCCAGUGGCUGGUGGGGGUCCUGCAGAGGGCGGAGGAGAGUGGGGAGAAGGUCCACAUCAUUGGCCACAUCCCUCCCUCCCAUUGCCUGCGGAGCUGGGGCUGGAAUUACUACCACAUCAUCAACAGGUUUGAGGGCACUGUAGCCGGGCAGUUCUUUGGCCACACCCACCUGGACGCCUUUGAGAUGUUCUACGACGAGGAGACCGUUUCCCGUCCGGUGGGCAUCGCCUUCCUGGCUCCCAGCGUUACUACCUACAUCAGCCUCAACCCAGGGUACCGGAUCUACCACGUGGACGGGAUCCGCUCUGGCAGCUCCCACAUGGUCCUUGACCACGAGACCUUCAUCCUGAACCUGACGCAGGCGAACCAGCCCGGGGCCGUGGCUCAGUGGCAGCGCCUCUACGGGGCUCGGGAGACUUACGGGCUGCCCGUGGCCUUCCCGCAGGACUGGAACCAGCUCCUCGACCGCCUGCAGGCCGACGAGCGGCUCUUCCAGCACUUCUGGUACCUGCGGUUCAAGGGCCACCCGCCUGCCCAGCCCUGCGGGGACGCCUGCAAGAAGGCCACGCUCUGCGCGCUCCGCACCGGCCGGGCAGCCGAUCCCAAACUCUGCCAGACCCUCAAGCUGCCCUUCCCGGAAAUCCAGGCCUGGUGGCGGCAACAGCGGUUCUGCUAGCAGUGGCCCUGCUCUCUGGCAGGCUCUGUGGGCAUGGGCCCCUUCGCUCCGGCGCUCCCUUGGGCUCGAGUUCCAGAGAAGCCCCACAGCCCUCCACACCGCACCCCCCAGAUGCAGAGAAGGCCCCAAGACUCUGAAGAGACGGAGGGGGGGCAGGCUGCCCUGUGCCUCUGCCGCUGCCCCCCAUUGCUUGGCAGCUUCUCCUCCUCCGCCCCUGCUCCACCACCACCACCCCCCUCUUGGAGGGGGCAUGGAAAGCAGGCCUGCAAGACAUGCCCCCCCCCCUGCUGCCCCCAUGUAUGAAGUGCCAUCCGCAGAGGAGGAGCAGAGGCCCGGACGGCUGGGGGGGCCCUUGCCAGGACUCCUCUGCAGGGCUGCUCUGGCGCCAGGCAAAAGCGGGCAGGGUCCCUUCUCAGACUCUUCAGCCCAGCCUCUGCCAGCAGGGGAGGGGGCGCCCCCUUCUCUUCAGUUCCUCCUUCCCCCGGCAAUAAAUGGCUUCCUCCACUG
Molecule: messenger RNA, 2067 nt
Organism: Thamnophis sirtalis
Lineage: Eukaryota; Metazoa; Chordata; Lepidosauria; Squamata; Natricidae
Source: RefSeq, a predicted model, not a curated record